UGGCGAAGCAGAGCUGAGGAGCAGAAUGUCAGGACGUCUCAUUAUGGUCAACAUGAUGUGCAGGGAAAUGUCAACCACCGAGUCUAUGGAAAUUCCUCGAGUUCAGAUUAUCUUCUCGCCUUGCGUGGCUUUUAGAGUAGUUGGAUCCCCGAUGAAGCAUCUCACGAAUGUGAGCGAAGUGGCCUUCGCCCAAGACAGCCAAACGGAGUCGAGCAGCAUCACCAGCGAGUCUAUGAGCGUCUCGGAAUACGUCGCCAUCGGCAUCUGCUCGGUGCUUCUGGGCCUCAUCUACGUCGCCUCGGUCUUCCUCUACCUGCACCUGCGGAGACGGAACAGAUCCGACUCGUCGGAGAAGUCUGACGAAGACAAGAGCAUUCGCGGCAUUGAAGAAGGGGUGGUCAAGAGCAACCCUCUGCUCUCGAUGCCGACGCACUUCAUACAGGGCGAGACGGCGUACAGCGACACCAACAGUUCGGAUAACGACGCCGCGCCGGAUAUAAUCAAGCAUUACGAGGACAGGAAGAAACAGGUGAGUUUGUGGAAAAUGCCGAACUUCGAAAACAUCUUGUAUGAGGAGUGA
Messenger RNA from Leptinotarsa decemlineata (Colorado potato beetle), 580 nucleotides. RefSeq names its product shavenoid (gene sha). Gene Ontology annotation, biological process: imaginal disc-derived wing hair organization. Gene Ontology annotation, cellular component: cell cortex. The record is from RefSeq and is a predicted model, not a curated record. Lineage: Eukaryota; Metazoa; Arthropoda; Insecta; Coleoptera; Chrysomelidae.